AACGAGCGAGUUUAGCACCCCCCUAUAGAAUGCCCCCUCACUUUGCUUUCAGAAAACCCGCUGAACAAUAUUAACAUAUGAAUUUCACACCACAGCUUUGGUUAGGGUCUUACACACUGGCUGGCCGCUCUAUUAGGACCUGCGUCUAACAUCCAGCCACUGUUUUGGCUCAUUACAGCCUUGACACACUGUGGGAGAGACUCCACAAGGUGCUGGAAGGUAGCGGAACAUGUUUCAAUGUGCAUUCUCAAGGCUAGAAGCAAGACUCCUUCCUAUUCCACAGCAGUGUCACCCGUUCCAGGUUUUACUACCAGCUUGAUCAGCCCCCAGUGUGUCUAGGUAACAAGCUCGGGUGUGUCUUAUUAUUAUUAAACUCCUAGUGAAACCAGGAAUGUUUAUUCUAAGUCUAUGAAGCUGAGUGCUAGUUCAUUCUAUAUAGAGGGGGUGCAAUUCAAUAUGUUAACAAGGGAACAUUAUUCAGCAGCUUUCACUGGACUCUAUGAAGCUGAGGGAGUUCAUUCUACAGGGUGAUGCAAAACUGUUGGCCAGCAGGUUAUUCCUUAUCUGGGCUAUACCUUGGCACCCCUGUCCGUCAUUGGCCUAAAUCUGCCCAAACUUUGUUUUUUUUUUAAUGGACAAUGCAUUCUGGGAAGUCCUGCCUCUCUUAAGAAGGUCAGAAUGUUACCUGAGACAGGUAAAGCGUACCAGCAUGCAUUGCCAGUUGAAAAGUCUCAGCUGUCUCAGGAAGCCGAUUAGCUACAGGCAGGGUUGAAAUGAAAGUGUGCUCAAUAUUUCACAGCCAAAGACUUGGCAACUGGUUUUUGAUGAGCGUCCGCAGUCUGCAAGGAAAAGACUGCGCAGUGCAAGGAGGGGGGUGCAGUCUGAAAAGUAGUAAAAUUUGACAGAUCUCAGCUAUGUCGUUUAAAAGGGAGGGCAAUGACCCGAGCCAGCUGAACGUGCUCAAGAAACGUAGAGUCGCAGAACUUCUAUCCCAUUUCAUCCCAGAAGAUGAGGCUGCUUUACUGAAGAAUGGCAGGUACACUUGCUUGGUUUGUUCCUACCGUCCUGUCUUUGACACAGUGGACAUGCUGACCGUCCACAGGGCUGGCAAGAGACACCUGGAGGGGCUAAAAUGGUUUUAUGGCAAGAAGCGGAGCUUUGAAAAUGAAGUUGCUAAACGGAGGCACCUGGACUACUUGAAAGCAGAAGAGGAGGGCCAGCAGGAGGUUCCUGGUCCUGCGCCCCUAUUGGUUCAAACCCGUAGGAUUACCCAUCAUGCUCUCCUGAAGUCCGCACCCUACAGCAGCUGUCACCAGAAGAAGCCCAGGUUUGUGAUCCAGCCCGGGUCGGGUCGGAUCGGAUCGGGGGUGGGGUCCAAAUCAUUUCAACUCCCAGUUCCCUUUUAAAAUCAAUUCCCAUUCUCUUUUAACCCUUAGCGGUCCAUUUAUUCAGUGCUUGUCAGGUGCAUCAG
Molecule: messenger RNA, 1471 nt
Organism: Polyodon spathula (Mississippi paddlefish)
Lineage: Eukaryota; Metazoa; Chordata; Actinopteri; Acipenseriformes; Polyodontidae
Gene: scnm1
Product: sodium channel modifier 1
Exons: 6
Coding region: 915-1406 (163 amino acids)
Biological process (GO): RNA splicing
Cellular component (GO): nucleus
Source: RefSeq, a predicted model, not a curated record